Messenger RNA from Dromaius novaehollandiae (emu), 810 nucleotides. Its product is annotated as tetraspanin-3-like. The record is from RefSeq and is a predicted model, not a curated record. The transcript has a single exon. Bases 1 to 810 code for a protein of 269 amino acids. Gene Ontology annotation, cellular component: plasma membrane. NCBI's taxonomy places the organism in Eukaryota, Metazoa, Chordata, Aves, Casuariiformes, Dromaiidae.
AUGAGGACUAUUGGAGCUGUUGUGGUGUCUCUUCAUUGCUCUGAGGAUUCCUGGCUUAGAUCCUUUGCUCGAACUCUGUUGAUGUUCCUUGGUCUUGUAUUAUGGGGGGCUGCUGCAGCUCUGGCCUUUGGUGGAGUGUUUGUAAUCCUGAUGUACAAGAACUACAAAUGUUUCCUUCAGGAGUCUUUUUUGCCUCUUCCAGGCUGGCUGGCUAUUGCAGCUGCAUUUGUUCUGCUACCCACGGGUAUUUUGGCUAUUUCUAUUUCUACUAAGAGCUCCCGCUAUCGGCAAGGUGUGCUCAUGUACUUGCUGCUGCUACUUCUUUGUCUAGAAAUGUCUUCAGCUCUUCUGGCACAGAUCUACUCUACUAGGAUGGCUUCUGAGCUGAAAAGCACUAUGGAUCACCUCUUCUACCAGUACAAUGGGCCAUAUUCUGAGAAUCCUGGCAGUAGGGCUGUGGAUAAAAUCCAGAGGAAUCUGCAGUGUUGUGGGGUCCAAAACUACACAGACUGGCUAACGGCAGCAACUGUUUCUUGGCAUCUUCCAAAUGAGAAAGCGUGUGUCCCUGAAAGCUGUUGUAAGGAGAAAUAUUCUCAUUGCAGGGGUAACUUAUGCCUGCUGGAGCAGCUUUUUCAGGAGGGCUGUCUAAGGAAGCUGGAAGACCAAUUGCAUUUUGUUAUGCUUUAUGUGUUUUGGUGCUGUACUGUGCUAAGUGUCUUGGAGCUGUUGGCUGGUUUCUGCAAUGGUAUCCUCAUGAGGCAUCAGCCUUUCCAAGACCUCCGAAUUCUGGACUCUGCUACCUUCUCAUAG